UUCCAAAUACAGUGUUGGAUGAUACAGUAGUGCAGUUUGGCUUGGCAACCUCGGUUGGAUGAGGAGGAUGAGCAGCAGCACCAGAAGUGCAGAUUGCGACGAGUUGCUGUGCGUCUAAUCUGGAAGCGGUCUAGUCUCCAUCGUUGGCAAGGCUCGGAGUGGGUUUUAUAGUUGAGCACUUGGGGUGAAGAAUGCAGCGGGAUGUGAUAGAGCUUUGCUUCUCAUUAGCUCUUCCCCUUUCCACUGUCUUCAUCAGGAUGCUUCACAGAAGAGAGUACCUGUAGGACGUGAGGCGGGGUAGAGUUAAUGCAGGACAGGGGGACGUCACAAGGAGCUAGUCUCGAGAGCAGCGUCUGUUGUAGAUUACUCCUGGUACUGGUCUUUGUUUUUAUUGCACUAGGUGGUGUUUUGCUCCUGGGUUAUUUUAUUUUAUUUUGUUUCAUUUUUUCUGUUGUAGGGUUAGGGUUCUUCUGAUGCUUGGAUGUAGGAUUGGAAUGCUGCGUGGGCACAGGCCAUGGGAGAGAAGAUAACUCAUAACUUUUGAGUUUCAUCGCCGAGGAAGCACAAAUUUGUGUCAGAUAGCCGUGAAAUUUCCGUGCAGAGGUGUUUGAAAGGGGAUGAGUUGUUGAGCAGACGCAGGAAGAUCAAAAAUACGCUGGACUUUUCUUUGUCUUUUGAGUUCGUGGUGUUCGUAUCUUUGACGUCUCUGAGAAGGAUAGAGUAUAUCUGCUGGCAUUCGGGUUCAGAACAGAAGUCGAUUGGUCGUGCGGGGUUUAGCCGUCGUGAUGGCGGACGAUGCCCGGGAACGAGGUGGAGAUUAUAUUGCAGUGGGUAAUCUGGACGAGGAUUCUCAGCCUUCGAAUAGGAACCCGAAUUCUUCCUCACAGGGCUACUUCUCGUCGUUUCCUGGGAGUAUCAAGUAUCUGGUAUGGAACGAAUUUUGCGAGCGAUUCUCCUUCUAUGGAAUGAAGACAAUCCUUGCGCUUUACUUGGUGCAACAUCUCCGGUUGAGCGAGAACGAAUCCACAGAACUCGUGCACCUCUUUAUUGUCGCGUGCUAUGCCACCCCGAUCCUGGGCGCCUUCAUCAGUGAUUGCUACUGGGGAAAGUAUCGCACUGUUCUCUACUUAUCAAUGGUGUAUUGCAUUGGAAACUGGCUUAUGGCUGCUUCUGCCUUGCCCAAGGCCGAUCCCACCAUACAGCGCACUCUCUUUUGGUCCACAGCGGGUGCCUUGGGGUUGAUUGCAUUUGGCACUGGUGGAAUCAAACCCUGCGUAGCGGCUUUCGGCGGUGAUCAGAUUCAAUACUCACUACCAGACGGCCCGACGAAGGAGCGUCUGCACCGUCAAUUCUUUUCCCUGUACUACUUCGCAGUGAAUGCGGGGUCAGUCCUCUCGACCAUCCUGACCCCAGUCCUCCGGGCGGAUUUCUCCUAUGCAAUUGCCUUUGCUGUCCCAGCUGCUCUCAUGAUGUGUGCCUUGCUCAUCUUCUGGUUGGGACGCAAGACAUACGUGGACCGUCCUCCAGAAGGCAACGUCUUUGCGGAGGUAGGUGGGGUUGUUGUGGACGCCAUCAAGCUUCGCAGGAGCAGGGGGGGAGGAAGCCACUGGCUAGACAGUGCUAGAGCUAAACAUGAUCCGGGCGUUGUCGAGGAUGUGAAGGGGCUCAUGCGUGUGUUGGCCUUGCUCCUCCCGACUCCCCUCUUCUGGUCCCUCUUCGAUCAACAGUCUUCCAAGUGGGUCUUUCAAGCUAACACUAUGGAUGGCCGCGUUCCAUGGCUGUUCAAUAUCACCAUCCAGCCCGACCAGAUGCAGGCCCUCAAUCCUGUGCUCAUCCUGGUCAUGAUCCCCCUAUUCGACCAAAUCAUAUACCCAUUUCUCGAGUACCACCGUUUCUCACUGCGGGCGGUGCCAAGGAUGGUCAUUGGGAUGAUUUUGAGUGCAAUUGCAUUCUUGUUUUCCGGCCUCUUGCAGCUGGCCAUUGAUAAUCAUGCAGCUUCGGGACAAUCCUUGUCGAUUUUGUGGCAGAUCCCACAGUACGUGGUGAUUACAGCUGGGGAGAUCAUGUUUAGCAUCACGGGCUUGGAAUUUGCAUACUCGCAGGCCCCAGAUUCCAUGAAAGCCGUAGUCCAGUCUGCGUGGCUCUUCACUGUCUCGGCAGGCAACCUUGUGACUGUCGCACUGGUGGCAAUUAUUGGCAACAGCCUCUCAAAAGCAAACGAAUUCUUCUUCUUCGCAGCUGGAUGUGUGGUAGCGAUGCUGCUCCUUCUAUGGGCUGGUUCACAGUUUGUCUACAAGCAGCGAAGGUCACAAAGUUUCCAUGCGCCUGUGGAUGAGACUCUGAUAGUGCAUGCUACAGACGACCGUGCCUAUGUGGGAUGACGUCGCUCGUUUGACAGAAAAAGCUGUGAAAAUAAGAAGGAAGAAACAACUACAGCUACUAUUCUCAAGUUCAUUUUAUUUGUUGUCGAAAUUCAGGAUACAGCUGAAUUGUCAGACCUUGAGGCAUCCCUGCUGGAUUCGUUCUCUUCAUCAUUUUUAGUAAUUUUAAUGAGCCAGUAAUUCUCAGGUACAAUCUCCAAGCUAUUCGGUAUGUAGUGGGUCUUGAGAGUUGGGGAGUGGCAUCUGCCUGGGAGAUUGCCAGGUCAAGGACUGGGAGUCAUUCCACCAGCCUUCAAUUGUUUCAUUGAUUUAGAAACUUCAUUGGAAUCUGUACAUUGCUGAGUCGUACUGUGAAUACAGCAUACAAGUUGGGUAGUCCACAAGUGUGUUGCUAAGUGGCAGAUACCACGCAUUCAGACUGGUCCAGCUUUAGUGUUCCAUAUUAUCAUCAUUAUUUUAUUUCCUUAUUGAAGGAUUUUAGAAGGAUUUCGCAACUUACAUAAUGUUUCUGCUUUUAGCGGGAAAUUGGCUACUGUAACCACUCA
This is a messenger RNA of Physcomitrium patens, 2926 nucleotides long. RefSeq lists its product as uncharacterized. NCBI's taxonomy places the organism in Eukaryota, Viridiplantae, Streptophyta, Bryopsida, Funariales, Funariaceae. Gene Ontology annotation, molecular function: transmembrane transporter activity. Gene Ontology annotation, biological process: transmembrane transport; oligopeptide transport. The record is from RefSeq and is a predicted model, not a curated record. Gene Ontology annotation, cellular component: membrane.